AUGGAUAACGUGGUUAGUUCAGCUUCAAUUCCGAUAUCAGAUUCCUUGCUGGCGAUCUAUUGUACCGGUAACUCGGAACUAGUAACUGAAGAGCCAGUGGGCAUCACGGACCUUUCAUUACUCUAUAUCCCAUUCAAAUUUUUACCCCCACUACACUCGAUGGGUACUCUAACGUCCUUUCAAUGCAAUUUGAUGAAGCCAACGGUGUACGCUAUUCAAACUGAAUGGAAUUGGCCACGACAAUACUACGCUUUAAACCAAAUAGCCGUCACAGCAAAUUGA
Molecule: messenger RNA, 282 nt
Organism: Pieris macdunnoughi
Lineage: Eukaryota; Metazoa; Arthropoda; Insecta; Lepidoptera; Pieridae
Source: the annotation of a GenBank genome assembly